AUGGGUGUUCGGAAGCUCCAUGAUGACCACAAGCACGGUGGCAUUGGUCACCACCAUCACCAUCAUCACGACAAUGCCUACCUCACCUCCAGGAAUAAAGGCGAUGCCGGCGUACGCAUAACGAGAAUAGGGCUUUAUUCCAAUCUUGCCAUGGCAAUUGCCAAGGGCAUCGGCGGCUACGUGUUCCAUUCCCAUGCCAUGAUUGCAGACGCUUGGCACAGCGUCACCGAUCUCGCCUCCGACGUCCUAACCCUCGCAACCGUUUCCUGGAGCUCGAGAGACCCUACGACGAGAUUCCCCUCCGGCUACGGCAAGGUGGAGAGCUUGGGCUCUUUGGGUGUGUCGGGAAUGCUGCUCGCAGGCGGUCUUAUGAUGGGUUGGAGUAGCACUCUCGCUCUUAUCGCGCAACUCGGCAUAGAUCCCGCGGUCGUUGGGGACCUUAUCCAUCACGGUCACAGCCACGGCCAUUCGCACGGCGGUAUUCCGAGCAUGCAUGCGGCAUGGCUAGCCGCUGGCACCAUUCUCCUCAAGGAGUGGCUGUACCGAGCUACCAUGAAGGUCGCCAUCGAACGCCAUUCCUCGGUUCUCGCAUCGAAUGCCAUCCACCACCGUGUCGAUAGCUGGACGGGUGUCGUCACACUCCUUGCCGUCGUCCUAGCAAAUUUCGUCGAGAACGCCGCUUGGCUUGAUCCUGUCGGAGGACUGUUAAUUUCGAUGCUCGUUGUGAAGGCCGGCGCCGAGAACACCAUCUCCGCUAUCCGCGAACUCAUCGACCGGGGUCUCGACGACGAGAUCAAGACAUCAGUCAAGUUCCAAGUCAACAAAGCACUUGGCUCCAUAACCGAGGGCCACGAAGUCGAGCUUCGUCUCAUUUCCGGCACCAAAUCGGGCCAAAACUUCCUGAUCGAUCUGGAGCUCGCCGUUCCCGGAACAUGGACCGUCGAGGACGUCCGAGAGAUUGAGAGCGGCGUGCGUGAGCAAAUCGGGUCCCAUAUUCGUGGUGCAAAGAGGGUACGAGUUCGAUUCGUGUCCCGUGACGCGCCCCCUCCCCGAGAAUUUGACGAGUUCGUUUCGGGCGAGGUGAGUCCGGAGGUUGUUGAGUCCGACGCAGCCGAAGAGGAGGAGGCCGAAGCUCACGAGCACGACCAUGAGGGCCAUUCCCACUCACAUUCUAAUGGCCAUAGCAAUGGCCAUGCGAAUGGAAAUGGUAAUAGUAAUGGGCAGCCUCGGAAACGUCAUUGA
This is a messenger RNA of Scedosporium apiospermum, 1242 nucleotides long. RefSeq names its product Cation efflux family protein. Bases 1 to 1242 code for a protein of 413 amino acids. Gene Ontology annotation, molecular function: monoatomic cation transmembrane transporter activity. Gene Ontology annotation, cellular component: membrane. The record is from RefSeq and is a predicted model, not a curated record. Gene Ontology annotation, biological process: monoatomic cation transport; transmembrane transport. The transcript has 2 exons. Lineage: Eukaryota; Fungi; Ascomycota; Sordariomycetes; Microascales; Microascaceae.